AUGGUUGACUUCAACAGCCCACUUUCUCUCUACUCCAUCCCCGUUAUCUGGUUUACCAGCUUCUAUCCAAACUUUUGGAAGUUCCUCAUUAUCGAUAGGAAAGUCGGAUACAACAAUGUCCAACCACGAUCCAACCUCAAUCAGGCAAAGACCGCGAAGGACAAGAUUUCGCCUGAGCUUGCAGCGCGCCUCGAGCGCAUGGAAGGAGCUCAUUUGAAUGGGAACGAGGCUCUGCCACUCUGGGCUGCUGCGGUGCUCGCCGGAAACCUUGUAGGCUUGGACAAUCAUUGGAUGAACAUCAUGUCCGCAUCCUAUGUUGUCUCGCGAUUACUCUUCAAUCAUCUCUACAUCAACUUCAAUCAUGUCGGAAACGGUGUCCCCCGCACCAUCGUAUUUUUCAUUGGACUUUCGUUCCCUUUGAGGAUUCUCUGGAAAGCGGCGGAGAAGGCGGCCUCUCGUUGA
Messenger RNA from Cyclocybe aegerita, 462 nucleotides. NCBI's taxonomy places the organism in Eukaryota, Fungi, Basidiomycota, Agaricomycetes, Agaricales, Hemipholiotaceae. The record is from the annotation of a GenBank genome assembly.